CAAAUCGAAUCAAUCCACUAGAAGCCUUCACCAGUCUUUCAAUUCUGCAGUUUUAUCCAUUUCCCUAAAAGAUGUUCCUAGUUUAGAUGUUUGGCAUCAUAGACUAGGGAAUUCUAGUUAUGAUGUAAUUCUCAAAGCUUACAGAAGUUGUAACCUUGCUUAUGAAAUGAAAAGAGAUGUUGUUUGUUCUUCUUGCGCUUUGUCUAAAAUUCACAGAUUGCCCUUUGCUAUUUCAGAAACUGCUUGUAACAAACCUCUUGAACUUGUACAUUCAUACUUAUGGAGACCUGCACCCAUGAA
Molecule: messenger RNA, 300 nt
Organism: Striga hermonthica
Lineage: Eukaryota; Viridiplantae; Streptophyta; Magnoliopsida; Lamiales; Orobanchaceae
Source: the annotation of a GenBank genome assembly